CGUCGUCUGUUUUGUCAACACUACUUUGUAAUAUUUUUAUGCUAAAAAGAAUGGACCAUUCAAAUUCAGACACUGAAACUGAAGAUUAUCAGCAACCUUUACUUCACCGCAAAGAUGACCAUAACGUUCAAAGAGCUCCCGCGUGUUGCUCCUCGCGGUACGGUCUUGCCUUAUUGUCCUGCUAUGGUUUUUUUGUGGCGUACGCCCUGCGCGUUAACCUCAGCGUGGCUAUGGUGGACAUGCUGAACAGCAGUACCAGUGGCAACGCCAGUCCGUCAGUCUGCCCCCGACACAGCAGCCCUGUGCGGCCGACACACAAUCACACUGCCAGUGUGUAUAACUGGGACCAUGAGACUCAGGGCUGGAUAUUGGGCUCCUUCUUCUACGGCUACAUCUUGACCCAGAUUCCGGGCGGUUACCUGGCGCGAAAGUACGGUGCCAAGUGGCUGCUAGGCCUGGGGAUCCUUGGCACGGUGAUCUUUACGCUGCUGACGCCCGUAGCUGCAGACCUGGGCCCCGGCUACCUUAUUGCCGUCAGGGUGCUGGAGGGUAUUGGGGAGGGCGUGACAUAUCCAGCAAUGCAUGCCAUGUGGGCGUCCUGGGCCCCACCGUUGGAAAGGAGUCGAUUGCUGACAAUCUCUUACACGGGCGCUCAGCUUGGCACUGUAGUGGCCCUUCCCCUGUCUGGUCAGAUAUGUUUUUACUUGGACUGGACAUACGUGUUCUACAUAUUUGGUGCUGUUGGGUUGCUAUGGUUUGUCCUGUGGGUGUUUUUAGUCAGUAAUUCUCCCAGCAGUCACAGUAGAAUAUCAGACAGGGAGAGACUUUACAUCACUUCCUCCCUGAAAAAUGAGCUCUCUCCGACCGUGGACUACAUCCCGUGGAAGUCCAUUCUCACCUCCUUACCGUUAUGGGCCAUCGUGGUUGCACAUUUCUCUUACAACUGGACGUUCUACACUCUCCUGACCCUCUUACCCACCUACAUGAACAGCAUCCUGGGCUUCAGCAUUCAACAGAACGGAAUGCUGUCUGCUCUGCCUUACCUGGGCUGUUGGCUCAUCGCUCUGUUGGGAGGGCAGCUGGCAGACUACCUGAGAGAGACCUGCCUGUACCGAACCGUACUGGUCCGCAAGGCCUUUACCCUGGCAGGCAUGAUUGGACCGGCCGUGUUUUUAGUGGCGGCCGGCUACACUGACUGUGACUACAUCCUGGCGGUUGUAUUCCUGACCAUCUCCUCCUCCCUGGGCGGCCUCUCGUCCUCUGGUUUCAACAUCAACCAUCUGGACAUUGCACCCUCAUACGCUGGAAUCCUGCUGGGAAUCACAAAUUCCUUUGCCACCAUCCCUGGUAUGGUUGGACCUGUAAUAGCAAAAGCUCUCACCAAAUCUAACACCAUUGAGGAGUGGAGAAUAGUCUUCUACAUCUCGGCGGCGAUAAAUCUGUUCGGUGCCAUCUUCUUCACGCUGUUUGGGAGGGGCGGGGUGCAGCCCUGGGCAGUGCAGGAGAGAGUCCACAUUCAGUAGCACGGCUGCCCCCCCCGCCGCGGAAACGAAAGGGAAGCUUGUGUCUGAUGUCGAAUCCAAAAGAACACGUCAUCCCAACCGGAUAAUUUCUCUCGCACACUGAGGAAUUAUCUUCUAGUCCUGUCUUAAUUUUUUUUUGGUUCUUUUCUCAUAAUUGGUCUGUGACAUGUUGUUUGGUUAAGACUGAAUAACUGGUAACAGGUCUGAAGCCUUGACAGUCUUGAGUGGUCAUUGUGUUUACGUUAUCUACCUCAGCGUGUCUGUCAUUGCUGGGGGCCAUUUCACGAGCAAAGCAAUGCUUCUUCCUGCCCCCCACCCCCCAUAUAUAUCUUGAUUAUAUCCUGAACGUGGUCAUUAACAGUGUAUGCAUUCAUCCAAUGUUCUCACCAUACGCUGUCAGGAAUCAGGCUUAGUUAGAGGAUGAGUGACAUUAUUGGGCUAAGUUCAGUCCUCUGACUUGGUGACAUGCUUCUCAGCUGCACUUCACGAUGAUUUACAGGUUAAAUUGUUCCUUCACAAUAAUCAGGUGUUAUUUUUUUUCCCCCUCUGUUGGAAACAGUGCUGAUUACAAAUGUUACUCAAAGAGGGGGCAAAGACCAAACUUCAGGGUUUCUAUGGGUUUUGGAUGCACUGUCAUGUUUUACUGAUUAUAUCCUGUUAUAAAAACAUUCCUAGCAGUCCAAAUAAGGCUUUUUGAAGUUCUUAUUUCAGCUUGAAUGCUGUUUUAGCCCACACGCUGUCCUUGCCUGUUAGCACUCUGUGUUGUGCCUUAUGAAAUAUAAAAAGUGCACUAAUAACAUUCAUACGUGUGAUAAACUGAGAGGGGAUCAAACUGACGGAUGUGAUGAUCUUCUGAAGUCAAAUGUCACUACGCUGAUGUUCUUAGCAGUACAUUUAGCAAACAAUGUUGUUAUAGAGACGAAAAGAAGCUAAAGGGAAUCAACUGUUUAAAAGGUCUUUUU
Molecule: messenger RNA, 2485 nt
Organism: Chanos chanos (milkfish)
Lineage: Eukaryota; Metazoa; Chordata; Actinopteri; Gonorynchiformes; Chanidae
Gene: slc17a5
Product: solute carrier family 17 member 5
Exons: 11
Coding region: 39-1523 (494 amino acids)
Biological process (GO): monoatomic anion transport; transmembrane transport
Cellular component (GO): apical plasma membrane
Molecular function (GO): transmembrane transporter activity
Source: RefSeq, a predicted model, not a curated record